Molecule: messenger RNA, 2688 nt
Organism: Symbiodinium necroappetens
Lineage: Eukaryota; Dinophyceae; Suessiales; Symbiodiniaceae
Source: the annotation of a GenBank genome assembly
AUGGUGUUUUCCACCCCGGACCAUCAAGGAUCCUUGGGAACCGACGGUGGGUGGGCCUUCUACCUUCUUGACAAGGUGGGGGUGAUCUCUUUUGGUCGCUACUGGCCAGUGGCUGGGUGGACCGCCCUUGCCACUCUUGUGAUCGGGCUCCUCGCUGCCCUGGUUUGGUCGUUGAAGGCUUGCGAGAAGUGGGUGUGUUGCGGCUGUGGCUGCGGAAGAAGAGGCCUUCGGGAUGGGCUACAAGCGGUUGAUCCCGCACUCCGCCAUUUGCCGGUUACUCCGGCCCCAGCUGCAUAUGCCACUGUGACUCUGGUUGGGCCCGGGAGCUCCACCCCAGUGGACACCGAGUACUUUCAGCGACAAGUGCGGGGAAGAGGAACCGGGCGCCGACCUCAUGACCUGGUGCUCCGCUUCCCUCAAGGAGCUGUUCGGAUGCAACCGGAUUGGACUCACCGCACCAGGAUUGAUCGGCAUGGGCUAUGGGUGAAACCCGGACGUAUCUUGGGUGUCACCGCCCGUGCCCUUCGUGAUCACCUUGAGCGUGCAGACCAAAUUCACCUUUGCCGAACCGAAGGAUGCACUCAACCCGGGGAGUACCACUGCAAGGAGUUUGCUGCCAUCGAUGCUGACUCAGUGAUCGACUUGGGUCUCUACGUAAAGUUCUUGCCAGCUGUCUCCGUUGCUGCUCUUGCAGAAGACCUACUGAGGUGUCCCUCCUCCACUCGAUUAGAAGAAGUCAGUCUGCUGAUACUCGUCUCGAACAUGGACCCAGUCGAGCUGUUCGGUUCGAGGCUCCACCCCUUUUUCGGAGCGGGGGUCAAAACCCACUGGUUCCUUUUUCUAGGUGAGGUUGAGGGCAUCGCCGAAGACAGUCGCCGCACCGAAAGAGCUGCUGUUAAGAUUCCUGCUUUGGGUUUGCGGGUGAGUUUGCCAUGGCACUGCCUGGGUGAACCGCCCCUCACGGAUCCGUCUGGGCGAUAUCCGAGGACCUGGUUGCAGGAGUUCCUAUACUCUGAUCCCAAGGAAUUGGAGGAGAGAGGUGUCUCGAUCCAGGUCAACCAGGUCGUCUCGCAUUCAUGGGAAUGGCUGAAGGAAUGGGAAGGGAAGGAGGUCCGGGCCAAAGACACUCACCUUCGACCUGAACAGCUUAGGCAACUCGUGAAAGAGCCAAGGCUGGUUCUCCUCCCACAUGACGAUAGGGGCUGGGGGGGACGGGUUUGGUACCCCCCCAGACCCCCACCAGUUUCGGCGACGACCGUGCCAGGGUGUACCACCCAGGAGGGUGGACCACCCCAGGAGGUUGAUCGCAGGGCACUCCACGAAUCGUUCCGGGACGCUCGAUCUCAACGGGCCUCGAUCGGCGAGGCGAUUGCUUUGGUUGCCAGUGCCUAUAACACCGGACCUGAGAUUGUCCAGAUGAGUGUGCUAGGGGCUUUGGAAAGCACGCGGGAUGAGGAAAAGGAAGCGUCAGGCCCCACCAGCGAUCCAUUAGCAUGGCCCGAGGUUCGGCCACCCUUAACCGGGAUUCAGGCGCCCCCACCACCUUUGCCACCAGGCCUCGCUCAGGAAACCAGUCUUGUCCAGACACGGGCUGUUCCGCCCGAGAACCCUUUGCUUGCUCCAGGAGGUGGUCCGCCCGAUCCGGUGGCCCGCCUGUUUCCUACUGCCGGGCACGACGCACAACCAGGGUUGGUAAGUGCUGGCGGUGGGGCCCUUGCUAUCCAGCAGCCCUCAUUAGGUCUUGGGCAAGGCCUCGUGCGUAAGGCAGGAGCUGCUUUUGGGGAACAACUCGGUCCAGGCAAUCCCACCCUGGCCACCGAUCGAAUCAUCCAUGCCAUCGACGGGCUUCGCAAGGCGCAGGAGGACAAGACAGGGACCAAAGGGCAGGUGAGCUCCAUCAAGGAGGGCGAGAAACUGGAUGCCUUCUUGGCUCGGGGGUAUGGUCAACUCUCGAUUGAACUUUGUAAAGGAGUCUAUGGGAAGGAACUCUUCCACAGUAUCAAGCGGGCUGGGCUUCAUGCCAAGCACGAGCUUGGCCUGAUAAAAUGGCCCGUGUUGAUUACGAAUCGAGUGGCUCUGUCCAUAGCUGGUCUAUGGUGGGGCGGAACCGAGAGUUUUACUCUGUUGGCGGCUGACUGCGCCACUGCUAGGGUUGAACAGAUCGAAAACUGGUCGCCACCGACCGAGCAUAAGCUGGAAGCUCGCAGCAAGGCCCCCACAACUUUCCUCACCUGGCUCCGAUACGCCGAGAACUCCAUCAAAGUGUUUGGGAGCGCGUAUGGGCUUGAACAUGUCCAAGAGAGGACUAAGUUCUUGCAGGCUCUCCGAGAGGCGCAUGAAGAAGACGAGAACGCCUUCCCUUUCACCUAUUGUGUGCAGCUCUUUGAAGAGAUGACUGCAGUGUGGUGUGAGGAGAUUCGGGAGAGCCGACGACGUCUUUGUGCAAAGCUUGGGACAGAGAACCCAAGGCUAGAAGACUUCAAGCUUAUAGCGCUCUCUCCCAGCACUACGGGUCAGGCCAACUUUCAAUUCCCUCGUGUGUGGGAUUUGGCCGAUCCAGCCGGCUAUUAUCAGAGAGUUGUUCUACCUCGCCAGAACAAAGCUAUGGCUCGGCUACUUAAUAAGCAGCUCCAUGACCACGUCACCAAGGAGAGACGGCCAGACCAUCGCAAGACGGCUGGACCCACU